AUGUUUAAGUUUGUUUUUCUUACCAGCUUGUUGACAUUAGUCAACGCUGGUCUUAUUAGCAACCAAAACGAUCAUGAAGAUCACUUUGAUCAUCAGCCCAAAUACAAGUUUCACUACAAAGUAGAAGACCAUCAUACCGGCGAUAUUAAAUCCCAGGAAGAAUUUCGCAAUGGUGAUCAUGUUAAGGGUACUUAUUCUCUUGUAGAACCCGAUGGUUCUAAGCGCACAGUUGAAUACGGCGCUGAUAAACACAGUGGUUUUCAUGCUAUUAUAAAUAAGGAAUAUAGUCAUCUUGAGUCCAAUCAUCAUGAAACUUCAAGCCGUCAUCAUUUAUUAUCGAACCAUCAUGAAGCUUUAAGUCUCAAUCAGUUAUCAAACCAUCAAAAAGCUUCGAGUCAUCAGGAAGACACAAAUUAUUUGCAGAUUAAUCACAACGCAAUUUUCCAGCAAAAACCAAUCAUACAGCACGCUCAAAUUCACCAAGAAGUGCCAAAGAUUCUAACUACUCAUGGUCUUCGUCAUUUUGCCAGCGGCGAUGAACAAUUACAAAAGAAUGUUGAAUUAUCAUCUCACGACUUUGGCAAGCAUAGUUUGUCAUCAUCAUAUUUAGAACAAGGACAUUCUGGGCUUCAAAAUCUUAUAGAAAUCAAACAACAACAUAGUCUUGGUCAUUCUAAAAUAAACAUUGAGCAGUAUCAGGGCUUGCAAGAAUACGGGCACCAUGAAGGUAAAUCCCAUAGAUCAGAAAUUAAGAUUGAGCACGACCACCCUAUUAAACAUAAUAAACCUUAUUUUGAAAAUCAAGAAUCUCACCGCGGACACUCACAAAUCAAGUUCGAACAAUACCAUGAACCAAUACAGCACCACGAGAUCAAAGUUAAUCAACGUAAACCUCUUAAGAUUGAGAGCCAACAUUAUGGGUCACUUGGACAUGAUCGCUCUGAACUAAACUUCGAUCAAUAUCACAGCUCGCAACAUGGACACUAUGGAGGUGAGAUUCAUACAUCUGAACAAUUGGAACAUCGGCAAAUUGAACACGGAAUCGAAUAUCAAGGACUCGAGCAGCAACAUCAAAUUAAACUUAAACACCAACCAAUUCAGCAUCAAGAAAUCAAAUUGGAACAUCACCAGCCUCUUAAAAUUGGGAGUGAUAAUCAUAAACAUAGUCACUCGGAAAUAAACUUCGAACAAUAUCAUGGAUCACAGGAACACGACAGAGACGAGAUCCACAAAUCGGCCAUUAAAAUUGAGCAUGUUCUGCCUAUCAAACACGAGGAACAUAGUUAUGAACAUCAAGAACUCCAUCACGGACAACGAGAGGUAAAAAUAGAACCUUAUCACAAACCAAUCCACCAAUACAAGCAUAAUUUAGAAUAUCUCCAACCAAUCCAGUAUCAGGGAAUUACACAAGUACCAAUCCAUCAUCAAAAAAUUAGCCAUCUUGAACCAAUUCACCAUGAAAUAAGAAUUGAAAAUCACGACUCCUCUAAAAUUGGGAACCAUCAUCAUCAUCAUGAGCAACAAGGCCACGGUCACUCCGAAAUAGGCAUUGUGCAACACCAUAGAUGGGGACAUAGUCAUGGUGAUGGACAGACUGAUGGUGAAAUCCAAAAAUCUCAAAUUAGAAUUGAGCACAUUCAGCCCAUUAAACAUCAUGAAGAGCACCAUCAUGAAAAUCACAAUGUUGGACACUCAGAAAUCAAUUUUGAACUACACAAUGAACCUUUAUUGGAGCACCAUAAGAUUGAACACAAAAAUGCAGGAGCUGACCUCGACAUUGAAAAGCACCAAAUAAUUAAGCAAAAUCAAGAUAUCGAACAAGCCAUUCAACAUCAUAAUUUUCAGCAGAAUUCAAAUGAAGGUUACAAAUAUGAAAAGCCGGCUAUUAAGUUCGAAUAUCCCACCCAUCAAGAUUCAAACGAGGGUUAUAAAUACGAGAAGCCAGUUAUUAAGUUUGAAUUUCCAUAA
Messenger RNA from Phymastichus coffea, 1968 nucleotides. Its product is annotated as LIM domain-containing protein A-like. The record is from RefSeq and is a predicted model, not a curated record. Gene Ontology annotation, cellular component: extracellular matrix. Bases 1 to 1968 code for a protein of 655 amino acids. The transcript has 2 exons. NCBI's taxonomy places the organism in Eukaryota, Metazoa, Arthropoda, Insecta, Hymenoptera, Eulophidae.